AUGGCUAACAUUUACCCCUUCAACACAACAUGCACCCAUUUAUCAUUGGGUGUGUGUCCAUGUCCCAAGUCAAAAGCACACACAUAUCACAUUGGAAGAAGAUGGUGGGGUUACUCAACCAACUUGAUGCUAUAUGAUGAUCCUUGGAAGAUCAAGAAAGUACUUCAAGAGAAUGAUCUUGAUGAUAAGCUAAUGUUGGACAAAGAUUUAGUAGAGGAGUUGGUGUUACCUGUGUUGGCUGCUGGUUCUGAUGUUGAAAGAGGAACUUUGGUUAGGAUUUUUGAUUGCGACAACGAAUCGAGGCAUGUGUUGGUUCUCAAGAGAUGUGAGGUUUGUUCAGCAAACUAUGUUUUCUUUGAGAAUUGGUUCCAUGAUUUUGUUAGAAGAAGGGGAUUGAAGAAAGGAGAUGAGAUUGGCUUCCAUUGGGAUCCAUAUAUGAAACACUUUGAUUUCUCUGUUUUAUUUAGGACUAUUAGGAUGUAG
Messenger RNA from Trifolium pratense (red clover), 483 nucleotides. Its product is annotated as putative B3 domain-containing protein At1g78640. The record is from RefSeq and is a predicted model, not a curated record. Lineage: Eukaryota; Viridiplantae; Streptophyta; Magnoliopsida; Fabales; Fabaceae. The transcript has a single exon. The coding region runs from base 1 to 483 and encodes 160 amino acids.